Salvelinus namaycush (lake trout) is the source of this 1565-nucleotide messenger RNA. Its product is annotated as ras-related protein Rab-3A-like. Lineage: Eukaryota; Metazoa; Chordata; Actinopteri; Salmoniformes; Salmonidae. Gene Ontology annotation, biological process: protein localization to plasma membrane; axonogenesis; regulation of exocytosis. Gene Ontology annotation, cellular component: synaptic vesicle; synaptic vesicle membrane; axon. The transcript is spliced from 5 exons. Gene Ontology annotation, molecular function: GTP binding; GTPase activity. Bases 344 to 1003 code for a protein of 219 amino acids. The record is from RefSeq and is a predicted model, not a curated record.
GCCUGUUGGUGUCAGACUUGAUGCACGUUCGGAAGCAGAGAUAACAGUCUAUGGCUUAGGUGGCUGGAGUCUUUAACCAUUUUCCGGGCCUUAAGGUGAAGUUACCAUUUUAUUAGGCAUAUAAAAUAUAAAUAGCUCCAAUACACAUAUUCCUAUACAAAAGGUACAGAGAUGCAUUCUAUAAGCGUCAUGGUUCCUACAGCGGGCUCAGAAUGCACUGUUUGAAAACUGUAAUUCUUUUGUAGUGGACGAACGUGCGCAGGUCAACUUUUUUUUAAAUGUGAUUUGUUUGAAAAUCGGAAGAGAACCUCCUUGGCAGGUUGUGUUCAUGCCAAUUUAAUAGAUGGCCUCAGCAACAGCCACCUAUGGACAGAAGGAGUCCUCCGACCAGAACUUCGACUACAUGUUCAAGAUCCUGAUCAUUGGCAACAGCAGUGUGGGUAAAACCUCCUUCCUGUUUCGCUACGCUGACGACUCCUUCACGCCGGCUUUCGUCAGCACGGUGGGCAUCGACUUCAAGGUGAAGACCAUCUACAGGAACGACAAAAGGAUAAAGCUGCAGAUCUGGGAUACUGCCGGACAGGAGCGCUACAGGACCAUCACCACGGCCUACUACAGAGGAGCCAUGGGCUUCAUCCUCAUGUAUGACAUCACCAACGAGGACUCCUUCAACGCCGUGCAGGACUGGUCCACCCAGAUCAAGACGUACUCCUGGGACAACGCCCAGGUCCUACUGGUGGGAAACAAGUGUGACAUGGAAGACGAGAGGGUGGUGGCAGCAGACAGGGGCCGGCAGCUCUCUGACCAACUAGGCUUUGAGUACUUUGAGUGCAGUGCAAAGGACAACAUCAACGUCAAGCAGACGUUUGAGCGGCUGGUGGACAUCAUCUGUGAGAAGAUGUCAGAGAGCUUGGACAACGCCGACCCCGCCGUCACAGGGGCCAAACAGGGGCCCCAGCUCACCGAGCAGCCCGAACGCCCCCACCAGGACUGUGCUUGCUAAACCCACUACACACGCACCAUACACACACACACACACACCUGACCCCUCACACACCUUUUCCUACAGCCUAUGCUGGUGGAAGAGGUCUGUGAUGGGUUUGUGUUUUAGAUGGAAGAGCCUGGCUGAAAACUCUGUUAUUCCAUAUUUCAGUCCCCCGUCUAUCCAAUGGUGUUUAGAGUCCAAAGUUCACAUUCUGACUCCCCUUACUGCGGCCUCGAACCUGAAGGGAUUUCAUGUAUUUUUUCGAAGGGCCACAUUGCUGAUUAUCUGUUUACUGUUGAUAGUUUUGCUGUUUUUUUAGAUGUCCUCGAUUGGCUGGUUAGCAAUCAAAUCUAUUUAAGUGGCGUGAGUGAGGUAUGUUCAAAGUCCACAUUUUGCAUAACAAAUAUUUUUAUGAGAUUUGUUUUUUCAAACUUAUCCGACCAAAAUCCCAUGCAUAUCGGUUAUCAGUCAUGGUCAUUUCCUAAUAUUUUAUCAUUGCUGGAUUUAAGAAAAAGAACUUGAUGAUGUGGUAAGUACUGGUCCCUGUCCCAGUUUAAAUGUUUUAUUGUUAUUUUUUUAA